Closterium sp. NIES-65 is the source of this 2175-nucleotide messenger RNA. The record is from the annotation of a GenBank genome assembly. NCBI's taxonomy places the organism in Eukaryota, Viridiplantae, Streptophyta, Zygnematophyceae, Desmidiales, Closteriaceae.
AUGUUCACCGACGCGCACGAUCCCUUCCCUCGAAACCCUAAUCUGAUCGGAUUCUCCUUCUCCUGGGAACUGGAUUACGUGAACGUGCUGAACAUUCUAGAAGAUUUGGGGGUUCCGGUGAGAUCUGAGGAGAGGCUUGAGAGUGGGUCCACGUGUUUCGUGUUCGGAGGGGGCGCGGUUCUCUCGGCCAAUCCGGAGCCGUUUGCGGAUUUCUUUGAUGUGAUUUUGAUGGGCGACGGCGAGGAGCUUCUGGGAAGCUUCGUGGACGCGUUCGAGGCGUGUGUGUCGGGAGGAGGGGUGGAGGGAGCCAGUGGUAGCAGCAGAAGCAGCAGGCGGUUGGAGAUUCUCUCGGCUCUGGCUCAGGUGCCAGGGGUGUACGUGCCUCUGCUGUACCGGGUGGAAUACCACAGAUCCACGGGACCCAUUGCUGACGUGUCACCUCUGCAACUGCCAGCUGGCAGCACAAAUGUCAGCAGCAGCAUCAGUACAGGAAUGAUGCUCCCGGCAGCUCCUGCAGUGGUGGAGAGGCAGACGUACAGAGGCAAGCAGCUGGCAACGUCCACUGUGGUGUCUCCGCGCAUGGCGUGGGAGGGGAUAUACAUGGUGGAGGAAGGCAAGCAGCUGGCGACGUCCACUGUGGUGUCGCUCGCCUCGCAUGGCGUGGGAGGGGAUAUACAUGGUGGAGGCAAGCAGCUGGCGACGUCCACUGUGGUGUCGCUCUCCUCGCAUGGCGUGGGAGGGGAUAUACAUGGUGGAGGUGCGGUGCGGCUGCUGUCUGUUGUGUUUUGGGUGGUGCGCAGCUGUCCCGAGGUCUGUCGCUUCUGCCUCGCCAGCUACUCCUCUCUGCCCUUCCGCCCUGCCGCUCUUGAAGACCACCUCAUCCCCGCUAUAGAGAGAGGCCUGCAGGUGACCAACCGCAUAGGCCUGCUGGGCGCAUCAGUCACACAGCACCCACACUUCGACAGCCUGCUCUCCUACCUGCUGCAGCCGCACAUGAAGGACAUUCGCCUCAGCAUUGCAUCAGUGCGCACCAACACAGUGACCGCCAAGCUGGCAGCGGCGUUGGCGCAAUCCGGGACUCGGUCUCUCACCAUUGCGGUUGAGAGCGGUUCCGAGCGCAUGCGGCGCGUGGUGAACAAGAAGCUGGAUUCAGCAGACAUCGUUGCAGCAGCAGUGAACGCACAGGAGGGCGGCCUGUCGGGGUUGAAGCUCUAUGGCAUGGUUGGGCUCCCCAGCGAGACGGAUGCUGACGUGGCAGAGACAGUGGGCAUGAUGAGGGAGCUGAGGAGAGCUGCUCCCCGGCUCAAGCUCACCCUCGGAUGCUCCACCUUCGUGCCCAAGGCGCACACGCCGUUCCAGUGGCAGCCGGUGCAGGCAGCAGCAGAGGCGCGGCUGAGAGUGCUGGAGAAGGAGAUGCGGAAGGAGGGCGUGGAGUUCCGCCCUGAGAGCUACAAGUGGAGCGUGUGGCAGGCUGUGCUCUCAAGAGGCGACCGCCGGCUGUCGAGGCUGCUGCAGAGGGCGCGCGAGUUCGGCGGGUCGCAGGGCAGCUUUGGGCGCGCCUUCAAGGAGAUGAAGGGGCAGGUGCCGCCGCCUGAAUAUUAUGCUUUCAGACUGUUUGGCGGGUCGCAGGGCAGCUUUGGGUGCGCGUUCAAGGAGAUGAGGGGGCAGGUGCCGCCGCCUGAAUACUACGCCUUCAGACUGGUGGGGGAGAGUGAGGUGCUCCCGUGGGCUCACCUCUCGGGCGCUCUGCCAGUGGACCACUUUUCUGGCUCUCACCUCUCAGGCGCUCUGCCAGUGAAAGUUCUCAAGCACCAUGCAGCCGACGCAGCUACGCACUUUGGCACCUCUCCUCUCAGGCACCUCUCCUCUCAGGCACCUCUCCUCUCAGGCACCUCUCCUCCCAGGCACCUCUCCUCCCAGGCACCUCUCCUCUCAGGCACCUCUCCUCCCAGGCACCUCUCCUCCCAGGCACCUCUCCUCUCAGGCACCUCUCCUCCCAGGCACCUCUCCUCUCAGGCACCUCUCCUCUCAGGCACUCUGCCAGUGGACGUGCUCAGGCAGGCCUCUCAACACUCUUAUUUCUCCGACUCGCUCGCUGCCAGUGGGACGAGCUGUGGUAGCAUGCAGGCAACGCGGCUGCACACUCAAGGCCACAGUACCCCUCACCCCACCUGA